Molecule: messenger RNA, 2379 nt
Organism: Aethina tumida (small hive beetle)
Lineage: Eukaryota; Metazoa; Arthropoda; Insecta; Coleoptera; Nitidulidae
Product: protein PFC0760c-like
Exons: 4
Coding region: 57-2336 (759 amino acids)
Source: RefSeq, a predicted model, not a curated record
UUCUUAUUAGUAAUGGAAAAUGUUGGUUAUAUGGUAAUAAAAAAAGUUUGUUUAUUAUGUUUUUUGUUAUUUUGAUUUUGUCAACAAUUCUUCAGGUUUCAAAAUUUCAAACGAUAAAUUGGAAAAUUUUGGAAAAUUCAGAAUUAAAAUGUGAAAAUUCCACAAUUUGUUUGGAAAAAAACAUGUUUACAUUUUGUUCAUCAUUUAACGGGAAAUUGGCAAUAUUAGAAACUAUUUUUUUCUGUCCAUCAGAGUUUUAUUGUACAAAAAAUCAAAAAGAACCAUGUACACAUGCUUAUGAGAAUUCUUAUUGGAAAAUUUUUGAAAAUUUAGAUGCAGAAAAUAGGGAAAAAUUAUUUGAAUUGAAACGCAUUCUAGAUGAAACGAACAAUUUACCAGAAAUCAAUAAAACAGAAUCUGAAAAGGGAAUCACAAUUACGAAUGAUUUAAACAAUUAUAAAGUUAAAUUAGAUAACUCCACAAAAAAAUAUGAAAUUCCUCAGAUAGACUAUCCGUUACAAAAUAAUAAUUUUGGAAAAGAUGAUUUUGAAAAUCUUGAUAAUUAUGUAACUGAAACAGAACACAUAGAAGAAAACCAAGAAAAUUCUGAAACACCCACCGAAAAUAUGCAAAAUAUAUUUGAUUAUGUACGAGGAACAGAACGCGUAGAAGAAAACAAAGAAAAUUUCGAAACAUUCACUACAAAUUUGUUAAAUGUACCUGAUAAUCAUGAUGAAAGUAUCGAAGAGUUCACCAAAAUGUAUGAAUUUGGAGUUACAAAUGAAUAUGAAAAUAUAGUUACUGAGACAGAAGAUUCAGAUGAAAAUCAAGAACAUGAAAUGGAAGAGAUGACAGAAAAGGAAGAAAAUUUUGAAGCGAACUUGGAAACUGACAAAAUUGAAUUACAAAACGGAUUAGGAAAUAAUGAGGUUUUUGAAAAUUCUAGUAAACAUUUCGAAGUUGUGACGGAGAUGCCGGUAGGGAAGAAUGAAACAAAGAUUGAAAUAGAAGACAAUGAACAAUUUGGAAGCUUUGACUCUAAUUAUGAAGAUGUAUCAGAAAGCUACACGGAAAACUAUGAUUUUCCAACCGUACAAACAGUUGAUAAUUAUGGAUUUGAAACAAUUGAUUUCAAAAAUCAUGAAAAUUAUGACUACUCUGAAUAUAUGAAUGAAUAUGAUGAGCUUGAAAAAGAUAAUAUAAUAAAAAACGAAGAAUAUUUUGAAACAAACACUCAGGGUUAUGGAACUAUAACAGAAACAAUGAGUGAAAGUAAUGACAAUGUUAAAAAUAUCACUAAAAAUUAUGAUAUUGAACUAAGUACUAUAAAAGACCGUCAAAAAUAUAACUAUAUCAUUGAAUAUCUGGAUAGUGAAAUAGAAACGUCAACUGAAAUUGAUAUAUUCCAAACAGAAGAAAAUUUUGGUAGCAGCACUGUAAUAUCAAUAAAAAAUAAUAAAACACAAAAUGCAAAUAGAAAAGAUGCUAAUGUUGAGUGUGAAAAACCUGAAAAUGAAUAUGAACAUUUAACAAAAAAAGUUAUAAAAUGCUCAGAAACAAUGAUAGAAUAUAAUACAAGUUUUGAUAAUUCUAAUAUAAUUAAAAAGAAUAGCUUAAAUCUUAAUUAUACAAAUGACAAAACUGUGGACAAUUUUGAAAUUACAACUAAAAGUUCAGUUGGAAUCAGAACUAAUUUUUCAGGAAAUUAUGAAACUGAACCAAAAAAGCCACUUGAUAACAUAAAAAUCAAUAUAAAUAAAACAAAAAUUGGAAAAAGUGAUAAUGAAACUGAAGCAGUUUUGUUAAAAAAAUUGUAUUCAAAUAUCAUAUUAGUGAAUUCAGAUUUAAGCAAUUUAAAAAUAAACAUAAAAAGUAACAAAAUAAGCGCACCUAAGAAAAAUGAAAAAGAGUUUACUCAAUCACAAAAUUCUCCAAAAACUGUAAUCCACGAAAUUGUAAUAAACAGACCAAUUUUGUAUUACAACUUGCCUGAAACCGUUAAAAAUGCUUCAGGGACGGAACCACUUUUAAGAAAGUCUUCUGAACAAUUGAACAAUUUGGUUGAUGUUUAUGAAAUAUCAACUCAAAAAUGGACUGACAAUGAGACAAGUUUAGUAACGAAUGGAGAACUAACUGAAGCAACGACAGAAAAACAAGCAAGACCAAAAUGUUCCAAUUCAAAUUCCGGACGAUCAUAUCCUGGAGAAAAAUGUAACGAAUAUUUUAUUUGUACUAAAAUAAUGUGGUGGAACCAAUGGAUACGUAAAUUUUGCAAUUCCGCCUUCCGAUAUGACGUCUAUCUCCAAAAAUGUGUGUUUGAUCCAAAAUGUUUAUAAUUAAUUAUAUUUAUUAUUUAAUUUAAGUUUUUAAUAAUUUAUU